Balaenoptera acutorostrata (minke whale) is the source of this 8694-nucleotide messenger RNA. It is a transcript of the gene GDAP2, whose product is annotated as ganglioside induced differentiation associated protein 2. Lineage: Eukaryota; Metazoa; Chordata; Mammalia; Artiodactyla; Balaenopteridae. The record is from RefSeq and is a predicted model, not a curated record. The transcript is spliced from 14 exons. The coding region runs from base 236 to 1729 and encodes 497 amino acids.
GUUUCGCCUGCCAGGGCUCCUGCGGCUGGUCCUUCCAGCGUCCUGGGACUUUGGCUUGCUUUACCCGCCGAGCUCCUGGCAAGGGUUGUCCGGGGAUGCCGCUCGGCCGCUUUCCACGAGGAACUUAACCCGCUGUGCCUACCUGCCGGAUGGGACCGCCGGAAUGCUCUAAAGUCUACAGUGAAUAUUGAACUGCUGAGGAAUUUGGGAAAAGACAAGGUGAAGUUCCCAUUCCAUGGAUCCCUUGGGUGCACCUUCCCAGUUUGUGGAUGUGGAUACACUACCAAGCUGGGUCAAUUCUUAUGAAGAACAAUUAACUACUUCUGACACUGCAGCUGAAACAUAUCAGGAAGAGACUAUUAGAUCACCUUUUCUUUACAAUAAGGAUAUCAAUGGAAAAGUGGUUCUCUGGAAAGGAGAUGUGGCAUUACUGAACUGUACAGCUAUUGUGAAUACCAGCAAUGAAAGUCUUACUGAUAAGAAUCCUGUGUCAGAAAGUAUCUUCAUGCUGGCAGGGCCUGAUUUGAAGGAGGACCUCCAGAAACUUAGAGGUUGCCGGACAGGUGAAGCAAAAUUGACAAAAGGAUUUAAUCUAGCUGCCCGGUUCAUCAUUCAUACAGUGGGACCUAAGUACAAGAGCCGCUAUCGCACAGCCGCUGAGAGUUCCCUAUACAGCUGCUACAGAAACGUACUUCAGCUGGCAAAAGAGCAGUCCAUGUCUUCUGUUGGAUUCUGUGUCAUCAAUUCUGCAAAACGAGGUUACCCUUUAGAGGAUGCAACACACAUAGCACUUCGCACGGUAAGGAGAUUCCUCGAAAUUCACGGAGAGACUAUUGAAAAAGUAGUAUUUGCUGUCUCUGAACUUGAAGAGGCUACUUACCAAAAGCUGCUACCUCUGUACUUCCCAAGGUCAUUAAAGGAGGAGAGUUGCUCAUUGCCGUACCUACCUGCAGAUAUUGGAAAUGCAGAAGGGGAGCCUGUGGUACCCGAACGGCAGAUAAGAAUAAGUGAAAAACCUGGCGCCCCGGAGGACAACCAAGAAGAGGAGGAAGAAGGCUUGGGAGUUGAUCUGUCUUUCAUUGGCUCUCACGCUUUUGCUCGAAUGGAAGGAGAUAUUGAUAAGCAAAGAAGACUGAUCCUUCAAGGACAGUUAUCAGAGGCAACCCUGCAGAAGCAGCAUCAAAGAAAUUAUAAUCGCUGGUUGUGUCAAGCAAGAUCUGAGGAUCUAUCUGACAUUGCUUCUCUAAAAGCCUUAUACCAAACAGGUGUUGAUAACUGUGGUCGCACGGUAAUGGUGGUAGUUGGAAGAAACAUUCCUGUAACAUUAAUAGAUAUGGACAAGGCGCUCUUAUAUUUUAUCCACGUAAUGGAUCACAUUGCUGUGAAGGAAUACGUAUUAGUGUAUUUUCACACACUGACCAGCGAAUACAAUCACCUGGACUCUGACUUCCUGAAGAAACUCUACGAUGUUGUUGACGUCAAGUACAAGAGGAAUUUGAAGGCUGUUUAUUUUGUUCAUCCAACAUUUCGUUCAAAGGUAUCAACAUGGUUUUUUACCACCUUUUCUGUCUCAGGACUGAAGGACAAAAUCCACCAUGUGGACAGCCUCCACCAGCUGUUUUCUGCCAUCUCGCCAGAACAGAUCGACUUUCCUCCUUUUGUCCUUGAAUAUGAUGCCAGGGAAAAUGGGCCUUAUUAUACAUCUUAUCCCCCAUCACCAGAUUUGUGAUCUGCUAUCUUUCAGUGCUGCUGGUUUCUAAGGACACCACUUUCUCCAGAGAUCACUACCUAUUGAAGUGAUAUUCAUUUUUGCUGUACAGCUCCAGAGAGCCUUUUGUCCCCACCUCUCUGGUAUUUUUUUAUUGACUGUAUAUUUUCUGGCACACAAGCAAUCUGAAAAUGGUAGGCCAUUCUGAACUGUGCACUUAUUUUAAAUUUGUAUAUUUGUAUCAAAUGAAAAUGUUCACUUUUCGAGGGUUGUUAAUAGAAAUUGGGGAGCAACUUUUGAGUAUCUUCAGUCUCCUGAAAGGACACUGGAUUCUCCAUUAGACAAGCCACAAUAUUGUUCACAUCAUCUCUUUAACAUUGCACGCUUUCUUUGUGUACUCAAGUGUUUCUCAAAAUAUAUGGAACCAAUGUAUGCUGAAUGGAUGCCUUGUUUGCUUCAGACCCUGGCAUUACGUUUUAUACAGAUAAUUCAGUUAUGAUAAAAGAGAAUUGUCUGGGAUCAAGGAUGUAGAAAUGUAUCUGAUCAAAAACGUCAAAAUCGUUAGCAAAAUAUAGGUCUUAGAAUUUUACCACACCAGUUAAGACCGAGACUUAAGGACUAAAGUUCCUUAGAUGGUAUGAUUUAAGAUUGUCACUGUUCUGGUCUCAACAGUGGGGGAAAACAAGAAGACUGUUUCUUCAGCCUUUUUCCUAUCAUCAUAGAUGGUUUGGUCUCCUUAUUCAACAGGACUGCACAUAUUAGUACUCUUAAGUGGAAGGCGUCUCCUAAGACGCCAUCAGUGAGUGUUAGAGAGAGUGCCGCUUUCCCAGAGUCAUGAAUGAUUUUGUUUGGCUCUUAGGUCUGCUUUCUCUAAGGACAUUUCCUAGCAGUGUGUCUUGAGUUGCCUACAUCAAAAUGAAGGAAGUGUGUUGCAGUGAACAAAAUUCCAGACCACUUUUGCAACUCAGGCUCUAUUUGUGCCUUAGCUUGAAUAAAAAUUAGAAUUAUGCUACCUACCUCACAGAGGUAUCAUAAGGAUAACAUUUAGAAAGGGCUUUUGACAUCUUUGGAUGAAGAAUGCUAGGAGAGUUUGUGUGGUGGGGUGUCUUUAGUUAGUUUUUAAAUGAUAGCAAGUAUCCUUGAGGGAGUGCGACAAGGCACUCCUCUUGUCUUUGGCACCUUUUGAGUGAUUUCCGUUUUCUUGGGACAACAGCUGUUAGUGCAAAAUGCCAACCCUUAGGACCUUCUUCCUACUUUGUCCAGAAUGUCUUCUGUCCUACUCCUCUUUCAGUGCUACACUUUAACAAGAGACAUAUGUUAGCCGUUUUAAACACUACUUCUUGAAUUAAGGUCAAACCAUUAUCAUUUCCAUCAGGGUUUCUUCAUAUUCCUUUUGAUUCCUACAUUCACUCCCCAUCUCUCUCACCCCAUCAUGUACACUGGCAGUUCGGAGAAGAAAAAGUAGAACUCUUCUGUUCUAAUGUGCUCAGGAUUGGUGCUUCCAAGGGUCCCACUCCCCUAUGUCCAAAUUAAUUCUUCAGUGGAGAUAAAAGAAACAUAUUUCUUCAUUUAUUCCAGAGAACCCCCCCGCCCAUAGUUGUUGCAACCCCAUCCUCUAUUUUCCCAUAUAAGCAAGAAGGGGCUUUACAUUUCUCAGAUAAGCAGUCUUAUCUUUUGCAUGUAAUGGACACAUUUGCUUUGUGCCAGAAAUCAAAACCACUUGUUCCUUACAUAUACUUACUUGUUAAGGACUUCCUGUUAUGUUCCCUAGGUCAUCAGGUCUAGACAGCCAGUCAAAUGUCUGGUAUUAAGCUUCAUCUCAGACAGUACUCCUUUCAUCCCUUGAGCCUUGACCUUUAGAAAUCUGAAAAAUUAGCUUCAUCUUCUCCAGUAUAUAUGAGGUGUCGUUUCACUAGGAGCAGUUGUAGAAAUAUGCCAUCUUUUCUCUGUUAAAGCUGGACUUGGCUACCUCACAUUGGCAUCUGGCCUGAAUCAUUUUCUCUAUAGAUAAUAGAGGGUGCAAGCUACUUUACUAUUUGAAAGGGAGCAAAUUUUACAAUUUCUUAUAGGCAAUAAUUUUGAAAGAAUGUCCCUUUGGUAUAUUCGCAGCAGUAUAUUAAUGAUUAGUAACACAAGCAAGAAUGUUCAAUUGCUGUCCUAGGGUAUAAAGGUGGUAUGGGACUAUGUACAUAUCAAUUGCAUUUUAUAAUUUAAUGGUGACUAAAGAUAAGGUUGCUCUGCUCAGUGAAACUGAAUUUGGUAUGGGACCAAGUUCAUGCUUUUAUAGCUGUCUGAAGUGUUAUGUAAUGAAGGUCUUUCAACGUACUAAGUCGUAGGAGGGGAACAUAGUGACCUUGAUAUUGAAAUGAUAAAGUAAUGUUCACUAUAUAUCUGCCUUUGUCAGAAGGUUGGAUAGCCUGGGUAACACAUGCCACCUUCAAGGACACAUUAGAGGGAGGAUAAAGGGGUGGAGAUGACCACUAGCAUCUGAUGUUAAUUCAGAGCACCCUCAAGUCCUUAAUUUAGUUAGACUUUGGUCAUGCCAAAUGCUAGUUGAAUUGAGGAAGAAACUACUUACAAAAUAUUAAUUUAAUUCAUUAAUUAGUUCUUGCAAGGCAUAAUGUGAAUUAUAAAACAAGUAUGUUUCUUGCUUCAGCAUAUAUUUGGAUUCUUAAUUAAUCUAUAUUUAUUUCAUUAUUUCUUGAUAGCAAAAAUGACCUCUUGAAAAAAACUCAGUAUUUAUUAGACUCUUAAACCUUAGAGACCAAGUGGUUCAUAUUUUAAAGAUCUUCUUUUCUUUAAUAUAUAUCUUAUUUCAUCAGCUGGUGCUCUAUUAUAUUUAUUUUUUGCAAAGUAAUCCAUCUGCAGUAGUUUGAGACUAAUUAACAGGAUUUUUGGUAGCAUAAAUGGAUGUAGAUUUUUGAUCAAAUAUCUGAAGUUUAAAAUGAUUAAAAUAUCUCCUAUUUCUAGAGAGAGAUGAGUGUAAUCACUGUAUUAGAAAAAUGUGGCUUGCCUAUUUCUGCCUGUCUUCUGUUUGCCUAGAUAUUGUUUAAUAAAUUCAAACUGUAGGUAAUGGUUUAAUCUUUUCUUUGCAGCAGUUCAUAGGAAAGCAAGAAAAUGUAGUUAGAAGCUAAAACUCACUCUUUGUGUUUCCCCUGGUACAUUGUGUAUGUAUGUAUAUAGAGUUUAAAUUGCUUAAUAUAUGAACAGAAAUGAUUGGCAUUUGAAGUACUGGAAAGAGAAGAAUUGUAUGGUUCUAGGAACAGGGAUUGACUGUAAUAAGGACCGAAAGGACUGCAAGAUAGCAUGUAGACCUCUAAUAUUGGAGUUAGCCAGUGAGGUUCAGAUUGUGGUUCUCUUAAGUUAUGGUCACCAUAAUCAACAUGCACUAGAGUGUUUCACCUGUACUGGCGCUAAUAUACUUCACGCUAUGGGAUGGACUCUUGGUUUGCUAUUUCCUGAGACCAUGAAGGGUAGAGGAGGGUUCUACCUGUAAUCUAAAUCGUAUCAUAAACCCAGAGAUUAUAAGGAUUGCCUAGUAGGUCUAACCAUAUAUACGUAUAUGUAUACAUAUUUACAUACAUGUUUAUGUUUACACACAGUAAUCUGCUUUGCUUUUCAUUCUUUGGAUGUGGUUUAAAUGGCCCAUAAGUAGAGAACAUAAAACAAUAAAUAGCCUAGUUUAAGCUUUGAUUCUACCAAAAUCACCCUUGAACAGAUGAUAUCAAGGUCAUUUUAAAUAUUAGUGGCUCUCUUGGAUAUUAGUUGUUAACUUUGUUUUCUAUGCUUCCAAGAACAGUAUCUUUGAAUCUUUUUAAGUAAAUACAACAUGACUUAAAUGUUUAGGGCCUCUGAGUUCAAGAAGAAAAGCAGAGAUAUUCUCUAGGUGAAUCACACUGACAAAAUCGUAAGUGGUGAAUGUGAUCUACUAUUUUUGUUGAACAUUUAACACUAUACAUUUUGUAUACACAAUCAUAUUUUUGUUUGGUAAUGUGUUUUGUUAGUAUAAGCACACAAUCAUCAUAAACUGAGCCAAGACUUUGUCAAACCAGAUGUUGUGGACCAAAAUAUUUAAAUAAGAGCUUAACAUAUGUAAAUGAUUUUAAUUGCUAUUGGGCAAAGGAGACCUAACAAAGUUUUGCAAUUGGGCAAAAGAGACCUAACAAAGUUUUGAUUGAUGUGCUCUUAAAACUUGUUUAUUCAAAAUUCAGAAAGUUUUUAUGAAUAUUUUGCACUUAAAAAUAUACUUUGUUCUUUCUGAAUUAGAAGUUAGAUCCCUUUUAAAGAGAGUCCCACCCUAUACACAUACAGCCAUUAAGAACCGGUUAGUAAAAUGGUAAUGUUUAUAUUGAACCCCAGGAUAGAACAGUCUUUUUUAGCCAUUUACACCCAGCAUUUCUCUAACCACCAAAAUUAGCCUACAGAGCAGUUCAAAAUGCAGUGAAUUUUGUCAACCAUCUCUAUGGAGACCUAGACUAGGGCUUCUCAAACUUUAAUGUGCAUAUAUUAAAUCAGCUGGGAAUAUGUUCAAAUGCAGAUUCUGAUACAGUAGGUCGGGGUGGAGCCUGGGACUCUCAGUUUCUUUCUUUUUUUUUUUUUUUUUUUUGUUGGGGGGCCAUGCCACAAGGCAUGCGGGACCUUAGUUCCCUGACCAGGGAUCGAACCCACGCCCCCUGCAUUGGAAGCGUGGAGUCUUAACCACUGGACCUCCAGGGAAGUCCCCAAUUCUCCGUUUCUAACAAGCUCUUAGGUAAUAUCAAUACUCUUGGUUCCAAGACCACACUUAGAGUAAAAGAGCCUAAGACCAUAUUUAGCUUCCAUAUUUUCCUUGUUUCCAGUAAAGCAGACAGAACUAUCAGUGUAAUUCCUUCUGUGGGCCAAGCACUCACACAUUCCUCAUCUCAUUUAAUCCUCUUACAAAUCCUGUGAGGUAGGUGGUGAUAGAGGUUAAGUGCUGCUGAAGCCCAAACACACAAGCAGCGCAGUAUAGACCAGUGUUUCUCAAACUUGAAUAAUGCACAUCCCCUUUUAAUAUGGAAAAAUUCUCUUAGCUCCUCAGGUUUUGUUUAUUAUAAUGUUACCUAACUACAUAUGAACAUAAAGCUACAUGUAAAUGCCUUAUGCUUAUAGCUCUCGCACAACUAUAAAACCAAAAGAAGUUUACAGAUCAGACACAAGCAAAACUAUAAAACUAAUACAGUUUAGAAUAACAGUAACUAAGUACGAUGGAUCAUGAUGUUUUGCCAAAAUGAAGCAGUAACAUGAUUACGGUACUGAGUACUGUAAUACAGGCUCUUCUGUGUUUAGCAUGCACCUACUACCAUGUGCUAUGUGGUAACUCAGUUCUCCCACUCUUUCUCUCUGUUCAAACUAUUACUUACAUUUGUUUAGCAUGUAGUGAUGUUAUUUGGUCUUCAUCUAGCUUGAAUGCAUCAUUUCCCUUAUAUUAAGUUAUUCUCUGUUCUCCAUAAGCUUUCCACAACUAAAGCAGAACCCGGCUUUAACUUUCAAGUAAAGACAAAUGCAGACCUAGUCACUGAAACAUUCUGGCAAUAUUUGGUUUUAAGGUAGUUAUCCAGAUAAUUCAGAACAUGAAUAUUAAUUUUUUAGAAUUUUCAUCAACAUGAAAAAUGUCUAAUUCUCAUAGUAAACUCAUGGAUCUCCCAUCCCACAAACACAUACACAGGCUCUUAAUUCCCCUUUCUCCUUCUCUCUCUCUCUCUCCCUCCCAACAAGGAUUUUUCAUGGUGUUUAACAGCAUUGGUCCUUUGGCUUCUGACACACCUGGGUUCAGGCAUGUUUCUCAACAUUUUCUGAACCUCACUGUUUUCAGGUGUUAUUCAGGGAUAAUAAUACUCAUUGAAUAAUUAAGAGAAAUAAAUGCAGUCAUGUUAGUAAAGCAUGCAUAGUAAGUGUUUAUAAAUGGUAGCUACCAUAGCUUUGAUUAGAAAUAAUAAUAACUACCAUUUGAGGACUUACUAUGUGCCUUCAACUUUGCUAAACUCUUUAUAUAUGUUAUCUUAUAUAUUGAGUUAUAGGACGGGUUCAAAUCCAAGUCUGACUCCAAAGCUCAUGCCCUUAUAAAAAGUAAUCUAAUAUAGAACAUCAACUUAAGUUCCUUAUUUAAAAAGUUAUUUAAUGUUAAAUUGUAUUUUCUCAAAAUUUUUGUUAUAAAAUUAAUGAUGUUUCCCUGGAGGGGAAAUGACUAAGGUUCCUUUUAACGAUUGUGUGAUGUGCUGAUAUAAUCAAAUUGACACAGAAUAAAUGUAGAUUUCUUUUAAAGGCUAUCAUGCUAGGUUGUGGUCCAGUGAAGAGAUACUAGGACCAUUAGGCUCCACUUGUGCAUUAUUGUUCUCUUGCACAUUUAAGAUCUAUAACUAAUGGUAGCAUGAGAUUCUCACUGAAUCUCAAUAUAGCUUUUUUGCAGAAAAAUGAUUUUCCCCCCACCAGUAUUAUCCUGAUAUUCCUUGAUAGUCUGAGAAAUAAUAUGCGAACAUCUUAAUUUUCACCUGUGAAACAUAUUUUUAAAAAUUGUUCUAACUGUCCUUUAAAAUAGUUUCUAGAAGUGUAUCAUUUCCUAGUUUUCUGUUAAAAAAAAUCUGGACUUUUGAAAAAUGAACAUGCAUACCUGUUGGCUGGGUUUUUUAAAUUUUUAUUUAUUGUUUAGCUUUUUUCUAAUUAGGUGUUGGGAGAAAAUACCAGGAGGGAGUUGUAAGAGGAACUCAUUUAUUAACGAAGAUAGUAUGUAGCAAAUUUAAAUUCUUUCCCUACUUACUAAAACAUUUGCAGAAAUUAUUAGAGUAGUGGAGACACAUGAAAUGUGAGGCUGUCAUUGAAUUUUAUUAAAAUCUGUUGUAAAAAUACUUCCCUUUAUGCCAUCUUAUGUAGAAGCAUGAUAAUAAUCUACGUUGUGGAAAUUAUUGAUUCUUUUUCCACUCCAGCCUCUUUCUGCCAUCAGCAAUAAAUUUAUUUAUUUUAUUUAUUUA